Molecule: messenger RNA, 495 nt
Organism: Rangifer tarandus platyrhynchus (Svalbard reindeer)
Lineage: Eukaryota; Metazoa; Chordata; Mammalia; Artiodactyla; Cervidae
Source: the annotation of a GenBank genome assembly
AUGGAUAUGAAUUUGAGCAAACUCCAGGAGAUAGAGCCUUCGUUGGAAGACAUGGUCAUGGUCUUGAGCCCCCUGUUUUUGGUUUUCAUGCUGGAUCUGGGCCUGAUCCCACAAACCCUGGCUCAAAAUGAUGGGUACAGGGGAUUUUUAAGGAAGCACUAUGAUCCUAACCCAGCAGGCCACAAUGACAGAUACUGUAACACCAUGAUGGAGAGACGAAACAUGACUAGACCCUGCAAAGACACCAACACCUUUGUUCAUGGCAACAGUGAUGACAUCAGGGCCAUCUGUGAUGAUAGGAAUGGAGAACCUUACAGAGACGGUCUUAGAAGAAGCAGGUCUCCCUUCCAGGUCACGACCUGCAAGCAUAGAGGAGGGUCCACCCGGCCUCCAUGCCGGUACAGAGCCUUCAGAGCAAACAGAGUCAUUGUUAUUCGCUGUCGAGAUGGCUUUCCUGUCCACUUUGAGGAGAACUUUAUCCCUCCAAGACCGUAG